AUGACAAACAAAAGGUCAAUUCGUUGUCAUCAACGCGUUGAUAACGCAGAGGCAGCAGCCGCUUCCUCCCCUUUGCCAUCUUCAUCAUCUUCACCAACAAUCGCUGAAAAAUUGAGCUUAGCAAAAAGGUUGGAUGAGCUAAAAACAUCAGUAAAAGAUCAAGAGCAUCUAUUAAAAAAAGAGAAAGAAAGUCCGUUCGUUAAAAAAUUUUUAGAAAAAAUUAUUAACGAAUAUUCAGACAUAAAAACAACUUUGAUGAUACCAGAGUUGCUGGCACCUGCUAUUAAAACGAGGGCGCAAGGAACUCCCAGACCUCAAAACGCAUACAUUUUAUUUCGCAAAGAUGUAUCAAAAGGGAUCUAUCUGUUGAAUCGAGAUUGUAUGUCUAGAGAGGCAAGGACCGUGACUUACUCAUCUAAGAUUGCUGGAUUUCUAUGGGGGGUAAUUAAAUCAUCACGACAUGAACAUGAUUUUUGGACGACAUUAUACCAAAUCGCAUGUUUAAAACAUUCAGAGACUUAUCAAAACUACGUAUACCGUCCCAUUAGGAAGAAACGUAAUAAUAGUAGUAGUAGUCAAGCUACUGAAAAUCGACAGUCACCUACUGUUGCAACUAUAGAGACAACUACUUCAUCAAAUCACCCGCCUACAAGUUUAAUUAUUACGCCAGAUUUUAAUGAUGUUCCAUCCUUCAAUUGUAAUUUUGUUGACCAACAUCAAGCGUCCUAUAUGCCGGAUCUAGGAAUGUUCAUCAAUCAACAAAUGUAUGCUCAACCACAAUAUCCAGUAAUUUACCAACCAUCCGGGAUAAUGAUGCAGCAAGAUACGACAACGGCGCAAUUCGAAUUAGUGUCUGCUGCGCCACAAUUUGUGGAAACCACGGUUUGGCAUUCUACUACUUACGCAGUGAGCUAUCAACAAACGUCAUCACAAUAUUACCAACAAUUUGCAAAUCCAUCUUUCCUACCAGCACAGCAAAUUGUUCCAUCACAUGAGGAUUUGGUCUUUCUAAGCCAACUAGGGAUCGAUCCUUUCUUAUUGAACUUCAACCCACAACAAUCAUUUGACAUGUAG
Messenger RNA from Funneliformis caledonium, 1074 nucleotides. The record is from the annotation of a GenBank genome assembly. NCBI's taxonomy places the organism in Eukaryota, Fungi, Glomeromycota, Glomeromycetes, Glomerales, Glomeraceae.